Messenger RNA from Osmerus eperlanus (European smelt), 2505 nucleotides. It is a transcript of the gene lctla, whose product is annotated as lactase-like a. The transcript has 14 exons. Lineage: Eukaryota; Metazoa; Chordata; Actinopteri; Osmeriformes; Osmeridae. Gene Ontology annotation, molecular function: beta-glucosidase activity. Gene Ontology annotation, biological process: carbohydrate metabolic process. The record is from RefSeq and is a predicted model, not a curated record. The coding region runs from base 177 to 1886 and encodes 569 amino acids.
GAAUAGCCCCUGAACCCUGAAUCUAUUGAAUGCUUCGUUGUCAGUGCCAACCUGCCCCCGAGUGAGAAUGAACUAGGUCCAGAACCUUGGAGAGCUUUCUCUACACUUUGCAGUUGUUUCAUUGUGGACCAACGCAGGACAUGGUUUAGAGAGAGCGAGUUGCUCCCGGACCCACCAUGCUAGCGAGGCUCCUGCUGGCGCUUUGCCAGGCUCUCCUGCUGGCGCUGUGUGUGGCGCCAAGCAACGACUUUGACUGGACCAAGACGGACCGCGGUUCCUUCUACUACGGCACCUUCCCAACUGGGUUCUCGUGGGGUGCCGGAGGUUCUGCCUACCAGACCGAGGGUGCCUGGGACAAAGAUGGCAAGGGGAGGAGUAUCUGGGAUGUUUUUGCCCACAAAAAGGGCAAAAUCUUCCUCAAUGAUACAGGGGAUUCCACCUGUGAAGGUUACUACAAAUUCAAGGAUGACAUCACCUUGAUGACGGAAAUGAAACUGAAUCAUUAUCGUUUCUCCAUCUCCUGGCCAAGGAUUCUACCCCAUGGGAUCAAAACGGAACAUCUAAACGAGAAGGGAAUCAAACAUUAUGAUGACCUGAUCAACACGCUGCUGGAAAACAACAUCACACCGAUAGUCACCCUGUAUCACUGGGAUUUACCUCAAAUCUUAGAGGAGAAGUACGGCGGAUGGCAGAACGUUAGCAUGAUCAACUACUUCAACGACUUUGCCAACUUGUGCUUCGAGCGAUUUGGGAGCAGAAUCAAGUACUGGAUUACCUUCAAUAACCCCUGGUCUGUGGCAGUGGAGGGCUAUGAGACAGGAGAGCACGCUCCAGGACUGCAGCUGAGAGGAACAGGAGCCUACAGGGCAGCACACCACAUCAUCAAGGCGCAUGCUAAAGUUUGGCAUACUUAUGACACACAGUGGAGAAGCAAACAGAAAGGGCUGGUGGGCAUCUCCCUGUCUGCUGACUGGGGAGAGCCGGUGGACAUUACCAACCAGAGGGACAUCGAAGCAGCUGAGCGAUACGUGCAGUUCUACCUGGGCUGGUUCGCUACGCCCAUCUUUAACGGAGACUACCCACAGGUUAUGAAGGACUAUAUAGGCAGGAAGAGUGCCCAGCUGGGUCUGGGGUCGUCCAGGCUGCCCAUGUUCUCCUCUCAGGAGAAGAGCUACAUCAAAGGCACAUGUGACUUCCUGGGGAUCGGCCACUUCACAACACGCUAUGUCACGCAGAAGAACUUCCCCUCCGGCCGCGGCAGCAGCUACUUCUCUGACCGGGACCUGGCUGAACUGGUGGACCCUCGCUGGCCCGACCCUGGCUCCGAGUGGCUCUACUCCGUUCCCUGGGGCUUCCGACGCCUGCUUAACUUCGUCAAGACACAGUACGGUAAUCCUAUGAUAUAUGUGACGGAGAACGGCGUGUCGGAGAAGAUCAUGUGCACAGAUCUCUGUGACGACUGGAGGAUGCAGUACUUCAAGGAUUACAUCAAUGAGAUGCUCAAGGCGAUCAAUGACGGUGUGAAUGUGAUGGGCUACACAGCGUGGUCCCUACUGGACAAGUUUGAGUGGGACGAGGGCUUCUCGGAGAGGUUUGGGCUGUUCUACGUCGACUUCAGGAGCAAGAACAAACCCCGCUACCCGAAAGCUUCGGUCCAGUUCUACAAACGCAUCAUCAGCUCCAACGGGUUCCCCAAUCAGAGAGAGGUGGAGAGCUGGAGAAGAGAAGCUACCGAGACGUGCUCUUCCAGCAAUCAGCUCCUUGCUGCAGACCCCCUGACGAGCCACAUGGAGAUGGUGUCUGAGAUCGUUGUUCCGACGGUGUGCACCCUCUGCAUCCUGCUCAGUGCCGUCUUCCUCAUGUUCCUGCUGCGCCGACGCUUCUAGAAACCUGCUGCACCUGCAAACUGUCUAAACAUUAAAAUAAAAUGCUGCUGAUUUUGGUCUAUGACUCAUGACCAAGACCACAAUAAACAAAGGCUGAACAUGAUAGGCUGCUUUUUCAGGAGUCAAAUGUUGAUGUUUUCCUUCUUUAUUUAGAAAACUGAUUUUGUGUAACCAUGUUUAAUUGAAUAAAGUCCCUCCUAAAUGUAAAUACCAGUCACCCCCAACAUCACCACGUGAGUUUCAGGAUACAGAAUCAGCCCCUAAGAAGAUGAGAGAUGGAAGCAGAUUUGGAUCAGGGGUACUUUGAUGCUGGUGACACCAGAUUUCACUACGAACCAAUUCAGGAUUGAUGUUGAAAUGUAGGCUUUGUUUUUAAGGUACGUUUAUAACUUUUUAACAAAUGUUGUUGUUGUUUGCUUUUCCUGACCUUUCCAAACAGUCGUACAAUAUUAGCUGCCUUUUUAUAUAAGGUAAAUAUUGAGAUUGUUUUGGACAGAGAACAAUACAAUACACUAAAUAAAUAUAUAUAUGAUCAACUGUUAUACUGUCCACUGGUCUGUAGCCUAAAACAAAAAUAAAAUUCUACAAUAAUGCUUGGAAACAUACCCUAUUUCUAAGA